AACUUUGGUCUUGGGCAUCUACACGCUUAAGAGGCUUUGGAUAGAAAAAACCAGAAGGAGAAGAAGAAGAAGAUCGGUUGCAUCAAGAGAAAAAGAUGUUUGAACAGGAACAAAGUUACACGAGGGCGAAGAACGAUGAAUUCGAUCUCGAAUCAGGGGAAACCCUUUACCCAGGUCUAAGCCUCGGUGAGAACCAGCUCCGAUGGGGCUUCAUCCGCAAGGUUUACGGCAUCCUCUCCGCGCAGAUCGUCCUCACCACUCUCGUUUCCGUCGUCACCGUUUUCUAUUCUCCCAUCAACGAUCUCCUCAAGGGAAAUUCCACCCUCCUUCUCGUUCUCCUCUUCCUUCCCUUCCUCUUUUUGAUUCCUUUGCUCAAGUACCAGCAGAAGCAUCCUCAUAAUUACAUCUUGCUUGGGCUUUUCACCCUGUCUAUUAGCUCCACCGUUGGUGUCACCUGUGCCAACACCGAUGGGAAAAUUGUUCUUGAGGCGUUGAUUUUGACCUCCGCUGUGGUUUCAUCUCUCACUGGCUAUGCCUUCUGGGCUUCCAAGAAGGGCAAGGAUUUUAGCUUCCUUGGUCCAAUAUUGUUCACCUCCCUCUUCACUCUAUUCCUCACUGGCAUGAUGCAGAUGUUCUUCCCUCUUGGGCCAACAGCCCAUGCUAUCUAUGGUGCAAUUGGUGCUAUGAUUUUCUCUGGUUAUAUUGUCUAUGACACUGACAAUCUGAUCAAACGGUUCACUUAUGAUGAAUACAUCGGGGCCUCUGUCACUCUUUACCUCGACAUUCUCAACCUCUUCCUUUCCAUCUUGAGGGUGCUGAGGGAGGCAAACAAUUAGUCAUGCUUCGUGAAUUCAAGUGGAGUUAAACCAUUGAAACUACUCUGUUGAAUCUUUAUUUACCCUAGGAAGCAUUGUGAAAUGUACACUAUUCUUCUCCAGUAUUCCCUUACAGUUGAGAAUUUGAGAUACUUUGAUGACAUGGAAAAUUUAUACCUUUACAAUUGUAUGUAAGUGUGAUACAAGAAUCCCCCUUGCGAAAUAAUUCCUGCUCCCUCCCUUGAGGUGAGUUAUCUUUCAAUUUAAUAUUGUGUGUAUUCAGCAGAUAAAUAGUCACCUGAUAUUUUAUGAUAUUAUCUACUGCGCUGCAAGAUUGCGUAUCCCAACUUACAACCUAUGCUGUUAGCAGUGUUGAAAUAAACAUGAAUUCGUAGUUAUUCAAACAUGAAUCUAAUUACAUACAUAUUUGUGC
Messenger RNA from Abrus precatorius (Indian licorice), 1248 nucleotides. RefSeq names its product BI1-like protein. The record is from RefSeq and is a predicted model, not a curated record. Bases 96 to 836 code for a protein of 246 amino acids. NCBI's taxonomy places the organism in Eukaryota, Viridiplantae, Streptophyta, Magnoliopsida, Fabales, Fabaceae. The transcript is spliced from 4 exons. Gene Ontology annotation, cellular component: membrane.